Molecule: messenger RNA, 2316 nt
Organism: Conger conger (European conger)
Lineage: Eukaryota; Metazoa; Chordata; Actinopteri; Anguilliformes; Congridae
Gene: wrnip1
Product: WRN helicase interacting protein 1
Exons: 7
Coding region: 14-1840 (608 amino acids)
Biological process (GO): DNA-templated DNA replication; regulation of DNA repair; DNA repair
Cellular component (GO): nucleus
Molecular function (GO): enzyme activator activity; ATP hydrolysis activity; single-stranded DNA helicase activity
Source: RefSeq, a predicted model, not a curated record
CAUCGCGGGAAACAUGGCGCAAGGAACAGGCAAUGCUGAUUCUGUGCAGUGUCCUGUAUGUUUAGGUGAUUUCGAAGCGUCAGUAAUCAACGCUCACUUGGACAAUUGCCUCUUGAACGAUGCACAGUCUCAGGCAUCAAAUACCGAUAGAGACAUCGCUACUGAAAGCGGACCACCUCCCAAAAAAUGCCGCAUUUCAAGUGAAAGCGCGUCAGAGAACUGCGAUGCCCCGGCGGGGACAGCAAACCCCGAAAGUAAAGUGCAUCGCGCUGCGCCGUCCUCGGUUUUUACUAUGUUUCAGAGGAACACAGCUCCAAACCAGAGCGAACGGAGCAUGUUUUUCUCCAGCAAACAGACCCCUUCAACAAACAGCAAAGGUGGCAAACGCACUUCUCCAGAGGAGAAGGAUUUAAUUUCCCCUUACCAGCUUAAGUAUGAUGGAACUUCAACGUCGGGCUUGACCCAGACCCCGACCUGUCUACCUGCGCAUUCACUAUUAGAUAGUGGCAAGCCUUUAGCGGAACUAAUGCGACCCAGUAAUCUCGAAGAAUAUUUUGGGCAAAAUAAAGUCGUGGGAGAGAGCACUCUGAUCCGAUCACUAUUGGACUCUCAGGAGAUUCCCUCCAUGAUUCUGUGGGGACCACCUGGUUGCGGAAAGACCACCCUAGCCCACAUCAUCGCCAGCCGCAGCAAGAAGAGUGGCUCCAUUCGCUUCGUCACGCUCUCUGCCACCAGCACCUCCACCAGCGAGGUGCGAGAGGUCAUCAAGCAGUCCCAAAACGAGCUCCGGCUCUGCAAGAGGAAGACCAUCCUCUUCAUCGACGAGAUUCACCGCUUCAAUAAGAGCCAGCAGGACACCUUCCUGCCCCACGUGGAGAGCGGGAUCGUGACGCUGAUCGGGGCCACCACGGAGAACCCCUCGUUCCAGGUGAACGCGGCCCUGCUGAGCCGCUGCAGGGUGCUGGUGCUGGAGAAGUUGAGCGUGGAGGCGAUGGGCGCGAUCCUGCGCCGGGCAGCCGACGCGCUCGGGCUGCAGCUGCUAGGGCCGCCGGGCGUCCGGGGCGAUGAGGACUCCGCAGAGCGCACCAGCGGAUCUGAGCUGAGGGUGUUAAUCGAGCAGAAGGCCCUGGACACUAUCGCCCAUUUAUGUGACGGAGAUGCCCGUGUUGGGCUAAACGGGCUCCAGUUGGCGGUACAGGCCCGGAUCAGUGCCGCCAGGCUGGGGCAGACCAAGCCUGCUGGCACCAGUCAGGACGUCCUGGUGCAGGAGGACCACAUCAAAGAGGGGCUUCAGAGGUCCCACAUCCUCUAUGAUAAAGCAGGUGAGGAGCACUAUAACUGCAUCUCCGCCCUACACAAGUCUAUGAGGGGCUCCCACACCAACGCUGCCCUCUACUGGCUGGGCCGAAUGCUGGAGGGGGGAGAAGAUCCGCUCUAUGUGGCCCGGAGGCUGGUCCGUUUCGCGAGCGAGGAUGUGGGACUGGCGGAUCCCGCCGCCCUUCCCCAGGCGGUGUCCGCGUUCCAGGCCUGCCACUUCAUCGGAAUGCCGGAGUGCGAGGUGAUCCUUGCGCAGUGUGUGGUCUAUUUGGCCAGAGCGCCCAAAUCCGUGGAGGUAUACACGGCGUACUCCAACGUGAAGGCCUGCCUGCGAAACCAGCGAGGGCCUCUGCCCCCCGUACCCCUCCACCUCCGCAACGCCCCCACCAGGCUGAUGAAGGACCUGGGCUAUGCCAAGGGGUACAAGUACAACCCCGCCUUCAGCGAGCCAGUGGAGCAGGACUACCUGCCCACGGAGCUGAGAGGGGUGGACUUCUUCACCUGGGAGCCUUCUGACCUUUAGUCUUGUGUAUCCUAGUAACCCCGCUGUGGCCCCAUGAACCGUUUGGGCCCCACGUAUUUGCAUGUGGCCCCUGGCCAUUAUGCGUAUCCCUGUAAACCAGAGGCUCCUGUUGCAGCCUCUGUGUCUCCUGUGAGUCUUUGAACGCAUAGCCAAUGUACCUGUUUGAGAGACCUUGAAGUUUAACUCUAAGGGCCAGAGGGGGCAAAAUUAUUCACUGAAAUAAGUUAAAGGGCAGUAAAGCUGGAUUGAAAUCAGAAAGAAUAAUACACCGCAGAAUUUUCAGAGAUGCAGGCCACCGUUCAGUUACAACUGGAGGCAGCUUCGAGUCGUAAUCAUAUGCUGAUGUUGAAAUCACAGAUGAGUGGUUUAGAAUCCCUUUCGAAUUGAAUGCAUUACCUUCUGUGUGAAUCUCAAAAAACUGUAUUUUCUGGCAGUAUUUAAUGCUUUAUAUUAAAGAUGGAAAAGAGGAUGUGAAA